AAGUGCCUGUUAGUUAUCGUUUAUUAUGAGUCGAGCUGUUGCUCUUAAAAGUCAGUCGUGCGGAGAACAUACCUAUCAAAAUAAUUUUAAUCCCAAUGGAAAAACUCAUUUUAAUUUACUUACUCUUAAGUGUCCUUUUGAUAAGUGUACAGUCUGGAGAUAUUCCAAACUGUAAUUACUUUGAUACGGUUAAAUUAAAGGAUAGUCAAAAGUUAGCUAAUGGAUCCUAUAAAUACCAGAAUAUUAUUAUUCCUGCAAAACUUACUGGUGAUUAUGACUAUGAAAUAAACUACGGUGGCGACAGAGAUCCGGUCCCCAAACACACCCGAGGCUGUGUGUGCAAAUUGAAAAGUUGCAUCAGGUUUUGUUGUCAUCCGAAAAAGCUAAUGGAUAGCAAUAAGUGCUCCGAAGAAGUAGAUGAAAACCUCACUUAUGACUAUACUCUGGACAUAACGCAAUUCAAUGGAUCUGUGAUAAGGAAACACAGUUUAAAUGACAUGGUGGUGCAGCAAGAUCUUCCCCUUCCAUGCGAGAAACAUUACUCACUGGAUGCGGAGGGAUUCAGAGAAGACAUGUGGUCUCUAUAUGAGAACGGGUCGUUGCUUCGUCACUUUGAUAAGCGACAUUUAACGAAGCAGGAAUUUUGCUUGCAGCCUCAGUUGACGAGUACGGGAAAUAACUACAGCCUUAUUGUGGCCUUUAACUGCAUAAAGAAACCAUCUAUGAAAUUGGCAUAUGGUAGGUUUAAAAAGGUGUUUGAAUAUAUUUUAGCAGAGUUCUCCAUUCCAGUCAAGUCAAGCUCCGUCUUCUUUAUGGUGAUAAGUAUUGUGGCCUACCUGUUGCUACCAAAAUUCCAAUCUCUUCAUGGCAAAUGCUGCAACCUCUACUUCACCUGCCUGGCAUUGACCUUUUUGCUGAAUGUCGUUAGCAUGUUCGGGAUAUUUAGUCCAGGGACUCACAUCUGCUACCUCACCGGUUACGCUGGCUACUUUACAGUGAUGGCAACUUUUCUGUGGCUUUCCGCCAUCAGUUUCGAUGUUUGGAGGAGAUUCUCCAUGCGUCGGUUCCAGAAUUUCUACAAGAACAACAGAAGCAGUUUUUUCAACUACAACGUUGUUGUUUGGAGCUCUGCUGGGCUUUUAACCUUAAUAAUUUUUUUGAUAGAUCAAUUCACAGAUACAGAUCUAGAUAAUCCAUACACUCCGGCUGUGGGAGUAUUUUCAUGCUGGAUAUACAGCGAUGGAUGGUCAGCUAUGUUUUAUUUUUACUCUCCGUUGGCGAUUUUGAUAAUUCUGAACGGUACGAUGUUUUUCCUAACAACGCGGUACAUUUAUGUGGAGAACAGAAACAACCAGAAAGUGCUGAAUAAGUGCGAACAGCAAAGAGAGUCAAGGAACCAAGCGAACUAUCGCAUAUAUCUGCGCCUGUUUAUCAUAAUGGGCGGAAGUUGGUUUCUCGAAAUCAUUGCCUUUGUAUGCGAAAUGGAGAAUUUUCUGCAGCCCUUAGUCGCGUUAAACGAUUAUAUAAACUGCAGUCAGGGAAUGAUAAUAUUUAUGGCCACAUUCUGCAAUCAGGAAAUGCUAAAGUCAAUACGCAAGCGCAUCCAGAACAGGGAAACUACUACCACUGAUUACACCACUAACAGUCGCCCUCAAUACUCUGAGAAAUGUACCGCAUAAUUAGAUAAAUAAACGUUAUUAGGUUACUGGGAUGUCUUAUAUUUGCCAUAAGUUGAGUCUGGCUAAACAAUAUCUUGAAAUAUAUUUUAAAUGUUUAAUAUUAGGUUGAAACAUA
This is a messenger RNA of Drosophila suzukii, 1794 nucleotides long. RefSeq names its product methuselah-like 11 (gene mthl11). Gene Ontology annotation, biological process: cell surface receptor signaling pathway. The record is from RefSeq and is a predicted model, not a curated record. Gene Ontology annotation, cellular component: membrane. Gene Ontology annotation, molecular function: G protein-coupled receptor activity. Lineage: Eukaryota; Metazoa; Arthropoda; Insecta; Diptera; Drosophilidae.